Plodia interpunctella (Indianmeal moth) is the source of this 7425-nucleotide messenger RNA. RefSeq lists its product as uncharacterized. The record is from RefSeq and is a predicted model, not a curated record. The transcript is spliced from 7 exons. NCBI's taxonomy places the organism in Eukaryota, Metazoa, Arthropoda, Insecta, Lepidoptera, Pyralidae. Bases 326 to 7384 code for a protein of 2352 amino acids.
AAAAAAAUCAAAACUAAAAAAUAAAAAUCGAAGUAAUAAAAUAUAUUCACUUUACCAAACAUAAUCUGAUGGAUUAUAUACCAAAAUAUAAUAAUAAUUAAGUAUUGAUUAUAAAAUAAUAGUCUUUAGAUCUUGCUAUAAUUAAAGUGACAUAUCCAUCCAUCCAUCGCAUUAACCGACGUGUCUUGUGUGAAUAAGUAAUGAAUUCCAAGACUUACAUUGGAUUCGUUGCUAUUAUUUGGAAACCGGCAACGAACUUUAUGAAAUUGUCAUCGAUACGCAAUCCGCACCGUCUACAUGGGAAAGCACAGACAAUAAACUGAUCAUGAUGCCGAGCAAACCGAUGAACUUCGACCACAUGAAGGGUGACGCGGCCUGUGUCCAGGAUUUAGAAGUCCGGUGCAUCGUCGAGUUUGAAGACGAUGAGACUUUUAGACAUAGAAACCACAACAAAAUGAUUGCACUACCCGAAUGUCCUGUUAUGAGGCAAAGGUUAGCACGACACAUGCGCGAGUGUCGCGGCAGGAGACCGCUCAGCGUGGACAGUGGGACGAGGCCAUUGGUUGAGGACAUUGGGACGGAGCCAGUUAACGUCGAAAUCGGGACUUGCUGUUCGGAAUGUCAAGCAAUGAAUUUCGACAAUUUGAAUGUAAAAGAAAAAACAAAAUCCGUGACCAAUCAGGAGGUGUUGACAGAUUUUUUUGGAAAAUCAAUAGCCCUAUCGCCAUCUAUAUCCAUGGACGACAAGUUAACUGGUGCAUUGAGGCAAAUAGGUAUCAGUAAAUCUUUGGCUAGAGAGGCACAUAUGCGUACAAGACAUAAUCGCAAGAACAAUACACCCGAGACACGAGUAAAGGAAAAUUACACUGUAGAAAAUAAUACAAGUAAUGAAUAUAAACUGAAAAAUAGUGAAACUGUUAUAUUACAUCCUAAAGGCCAAUACAAAGAUCAUUUGCAGACUAUUAUAUUACAAUGGCUCAUGGAAAUACCGGUAUUUCCGUGUAUCGAUCAAGCAGCGAAGAUAUCAAAAGAAAAAGCUAUAGAAGAGCUAAAUGAAGCGAUAUGUCGCCUCUCUGGUGACGUCAACGAUGAUUCUUACGAAGAUUACGUUAAAUUCCAUAUCAAAAAUUUCAUAGACAAUUUGCCUAUUUGGUUCAUGUGCACUAUAAAGGAGCAAGACGUUUAUAAAUCCCAUUUAAUAAAUAAUCUAUUUCAAAAAAUUAAAAUAUUAAAUAUGGAAUCAUUCAAUGAAAAUUUCGACAAGAACACUUACGUGAGAAAGUGUUCUCACAGAAAAACAGAUAGAUCCGCUAAAAUAGAAGAAUUAGUUGUGAAUUUCAUUAAUAGUAUCAAGCUUAUAGAAAAAGAUGAUUGGGGGAACACAAUAAAUAUGAAAGAAGUAAAAAAAGUUAUACUAAAUCGAUUAAAACCUGUUGUAAAGGCGAUGUCGCAAAUGCAAGACAGUAAAUCGUAUCUGAAAAAUGAAUUAAUAAAUAUUCUCAAAGAUAUACCGAUUGCAUGGCCAUAUAAUACUAAUGAAAAUCUUGAUAAGUAUGCUGAAGAUUUAGCUGACAAUAUUCAAGCAGUAUGUAAGCAUGUUUGCUUUAGAAAUAAUAUGAACAAAACAUGCAUACAAAAUUUGGAAGCUAUUUAUGAUGAUCAACGCGAUAUGGAUUUUAUCAAAUUUAAGACAAUCAAAAACACUAUACAGUAUAUGAGCUCUGUUGUCGAUGUUGAUUUCCUUUGGAAUAAUGAAGAUGAACUAGUCGAUAUUCUUGGAGACUCAUACGACUCAAUCCAAUCAGGCAACGAAAGUGAUGCCAGAAGUGCAAUUUACGAAUUUUUGAACACCAGUUUCGUUAUUACCAAGGAAAAUGCUGCAUCUUUGGCAAAUUUGGCUGUAGAGAAAAUGAAAAACGCAUCCAAACUUACAACUGACAGAUCAUGCUCGCCCAUAUUUUUAAAAGACAACGUGCUGUCGAAAGACGUCAUGGUAUAUUUAUCAGAUCAUGAUUUAUCUGGAGAAGCUCCUACUAACUAUCCAAUUACGUCUACACCCAAAAAAGAUAUACCCAAAUUUAACGCAGAAGAACGAAAAUAUACAGACAAUUUAUAUAAAUUCAUAUCUACUUGGAUAGAUACUAUACCAGAAUUUGCUCAUGUAAAUAACGAUAAGAACUAUAAAGACGUAAUGGUAUCUGAUUUAGCUGGACAUUUGACUGACGAAAUAAAACUUGAGCAAUAUACACCAGACAAAAAAUAUUAUGGCUCUAGAGAAAAUAUGAUAAGUUGUGCAAUUAGGAGCUGGAUGAUCAAGUUUGAAGAAACCGCUUUUAAAAUUAUCGAAGAUAUCAAGCCGUACAUCGAUGAUUUUAUUAAACAAUUUCAAGAAAUUCCAAUACCUACUUUAACAAGACCUCAACAUGGUAAUAGAAAUGAAAUUAACAAUUUAGUAUUUAGAGAAAAUUUCUCCGAUGAAAACAUUGAUUUUGUACCAGAUGGUUUGGAUAUUAUUAAAGAUGGAAUAUCUAUUUGGAUGAACGAACAACCAGAUCACAUUUACUUAAAUGAGAAUAGAGAUGUCAGAAAUGACUUAUUAGAUGAUUUUGCAGUAAAGAUUCAACAUCAGCUUAAAAAUAAAAGACCAAGUGAUGAGAUCAAACAUGAAACUAGGAUAUGGUUGAAGAAGAUAUUAAAGCUAAAUGAAAUGAAAAACUUGGACAUUUUAGCUGAAGGUUUAAAGAAUAAAAUAAUUAAAAUGCAAUUGAGUGACAGUUUCGAAGACAAUUUAAAAGAUAUGGGAAAUAAUAUACAAAAAGAGAAUAUAUUACCCAAACAUGCAGAUAAGCCAACUGUCAACACUACAGCAGAUGGUGAACUAAACAAAACAUUGAAACAUUUUAUAGAUAAGUUUAUUGAACACAAUUGUGAGGAAGACGAUUCCCUAGUAAAGGGCGCUUAUUGUGAACUGCUAAAGUCUGAAUUUAGAAGAUAUAGUCCAGAAUCUAAAGAGGAGCUUUAUUCGAAAGGCGGAGAGCCAGAAUCAAAAGACAAAUUACCACAUAAGCUUAAAAGAGAAUUGUAUUACAUAAAAGUAAUAUCAGAUUGGUUGAAAAAUAUUCCUAUUGAAAACUCAUUCAAUGUUUCAGGUAAUAAUGAUAGGAUAGGGUUUAUUAUGAGCUUAGCUAAAGAUAUCUGCGAAGUAGAAAUGGAGAGAAUGCAAGCCCCUGACUUAAAAGAUUAUGACAAACAGCUAUCUGAACUGGUUUAUAAUAACUAUGUAAAAAAAAUACCUAUAUUAUCAAACUCUAUACAAUAUGAAGAACAAAUAGUUCAAGAACUAAUUAAUAAGAUCGUAAAAAGUCGAAAUGAGUUAAAUAAUAUGAAAAUAAACAAAACUGCAAACGACAGUUUGUAUAUUGAAAUGCAAGAACAAAAUAUAGGCGAGUUUAUUGAUGAAUAUAUUCGCGUCAACGGGAAAGAGAUAGCCGAUGAUCCUGUGAAGUUAGAAGUGUGGAACGCAAGGCUGUUAAAAGAAAUAAAUAGAAUGGUAAAUGAAUCUGAAACACCAUCAUCAUUAAAAAUGAAAGUUUAUGAUAAAGUAGCUGAUAUAUCAAUACCAGGAAAAGAUUCUGUUAUAGAAUUUGACCGAAAGCUCAAUUAUGCUCAUGAAAUAGGAGAUUGGAUAAAAAACAUGCCAUUAAAACCAGUAUUAGACCAUACAACUUCAGUAAUGAUAGCAAGAAUGAUAAAUGAUUUGGCGGAAAAAUUGACCGAGAAACAAUCUAUAGAUAUAAACAAUGAUCCAGAGUUAACACAAUACGUCACGGAUUGGAUAUUAGCUUUACCACUGGAGUAUGGGAAAGCAAUAGACACGUCAGUUUUGAUUCAGCAGUUGUCAAAACGAAUCAACAGAGUUAAUGAAAGCAAAAAUCAAAGUUUAAAUAUUACUGACGGAAACGGAAAUAAAAGCACCACGAAAACAAAUCAAAGUAAUUCAAAACAAUCUAUGUCCAAAAGUCAAAAACGCAAUUCUUCCACCGGCAAAAGUAAAGUUGGUAGUUCUGGUGAAUUGGUUGUAGAAGCUAUUCAAGACUGGUGUAACAAGUUACCCAUUAAAGAGAAGAAGGAUGAUGAUGAAAAGGUCAUAAAAGAUAAUAUAGCAGUGAGACUAUUUCAAAAAGUUGGAGAUCUAAACUUGGAUGCCAGAUUCAAUGAUGAUAUUUUAUAUAAAGAUCAAUUAAACAAUGAAAUAGAUGAAAUAUUUAAAGAUUUACAAAAAUAUAAUGACGUGAUUAAGAAAAAGGAAGCCCUUAAAGCAAGUUUGACAGAUAAUAUCGUAAACGCUCGAGGUAUAGUAAAAGAACGUACUGCCGGGGAUAUAUACAGGCACAAAUUGGAAAACACUAUUGAAGCAUCAAUACCUUCUCCUAUAACAUAUAGCAAAAUUUAUGACCCAGGUUUUGAAUUAUACAAAAACAAAUUAGCCAAUAUAUUUAUAUUAGAAAAUUUUGAUCAUGGAGAUGAUCCAGUGAAGUUUAAAUACGAAGUGAAGAUAAAAGAUGAAAUCGAUAAAUAUUUCACUGAGGCUCAGAAAAGGAAUGCCGUCCCUUUGAGCAGAGAUAAUAUUUACAAUGAACUUUAUUCCGCGCUAUAUAAAGUACCUGUUCCAAAUGAGAAAUCAGUAAUUCAAGAGGUUGAAGAAGUUAAGUUAAGAUGUGAAAUAGAUGGGUGGUUUGAAAGUUUGCCUAUCAGAGAAGCAAUAAACCUUAAUGAGCAACUAGAUUGGGAUCAAAUACUUUCAGUGCUUGUUAAAAGAACUUACGAAAUCGAAAGUAAUAAUCCAAAGGCUGAUGAUUUAAUACAAAAAGAAGUGACUAAAUGGUUGAUUAAAUUUCCAAUGUUGCCUGGAGAAGAAAAUAAUAUGGAUAAACAUGCAAAAUCUUUAGUAGAUAGAUUAAAAGCAUCCAAAGAUGAAAGAAAAUGUACUCCGAAAUCAAAAAAAGAUAAAGGAAAAGGAAAAUCUUCAAAGAAAGCAGCAGCAAAACGCGAUAGCUUAAACAAAACCCAAGCCCCUAGUGAUACUAGUGUAAUGUGGCGUACUAAUUCUAUGAGAAGAGCUAGCCAACUAUCUGGUGCCAGCUUGAAUCCGUGUUGUAUAGCAGCAUCUACACCCAAAAGAAAAACAGCAGAUAUUAUACUAGAAAUCGUUGAAAAUUGGUGUCAAAAUUUACCCCUCUCACCCGAAUCAGGUGAAAAUGAAAGUACCAUUAAGGAUGAUUUAGUAACCAAAAUACUUAGAAAACUCAGUGAACUUAAUGCAAAUCCAGAAAUCUUUGAUGAUGAUUUCCUAUAUGAUGACUACUUGGAUGAUGAACUUGACCGUCUAAUGAAAACGUUUCCGUUGUGUUGUAAGCUUCAACAAAACACGGAGUUUAAAAAGUUUGAAUUAAUAUCUGCUCUUAGGAAAAUCAAGCCAUUAUUAAAAGCAGAAAAAGCGAGACAUAAAUAUAAAAAAGAAAUAAGAAGUACAGUGAGAAAUAUGUUGAGAGGGCCGCUCGAUACAACACCUGAAAAGGCGCUAUUUGACGAUCUAGUCGACGACAUAGCAGAUAGUUUUGUACAAUAUAAUUACAACGAAAAUGAUCAUGAAGAGAAACAUUUAUAUAGAAACAGGAUUCGAGAUGCUCUCAUAAAGUUUUAUUCAGAAUUUGAUGAAAAAGAUAAUGAAGAUACAUUAAUAAGACAAAAUAAAUUUAUAUGUGAGUUAGGAAAAAUUCCCAACCCAGGCGAAGAAGCAUUAAAAGAAGAAAUAGAUGAAAUUAGAAUGAAAGAAGAGGUUUCAAUUUUUCUGGAAGAGGUAAUCCCGAACGAAUCUACAGAGAAAAAGAAAUUAAUCAAAACAAAUUUAUCAAAACGUCUACAUGAUUUAGAAAGGAGCGGUCACACGUGUGCUACAGAUAAAUCUAUGAGAGAAGUAAUAGAUACGUCUUUGAAAAAAACAGGUACGGAAGUAGAUAUGGAUAAGAUAGAAGACUUUGUAAAUACAUUAAAAAAUAACGAAUCAAUAAGGAAAUCUCCACCAGGAACGAGGUCACAUCAAACCAGUGUGAACGUUAGUCAACAGCUCAUACAACACGGCUGGAAAUCAGGACAAUUUGCUGAUAGUUCAGCAGAGCCAAACUAUGAGUACCAACCGCCAACGCCCCAGCAUUACCCGACAUUUCCUUCGUCUCCGGGAGGUCAUAUAUCAUACGAACCAUCUUCGAGUAUAAAAUAUCAUACUCUUCCCCCAGAAAAUCUGGGCUAUAGGCCACCUGGAGCGAAGUCGCCGGGAACUCAAGGGCCGCAAGCGACGCAAUGGUUCCAACCAGACGCGUCUCAUCUUAAACCGACAGGUAGCCAAGACUGGCACACAUUACCUACUCUAAGCCCUGGCCAAAGACAGUCAGAAGUUGCGUUAAGAUCCCCCUCUGCAUGGCAAACUCUGCCAUCACCUAGUCCAGGGUAUAAAACAACACGAGAAACGAUUCAGAGUUAUUUAAGAAGACCAAGUUCAGUUCAAACAACUAACAUACGACCAGUGAGUCCAGAUAGAUCAGUAGACCAACCUAAUGUGCCACCGCCAGGUCGUAAUUUAGACGAAAGAUACCCUAGGCGUCAUUCUUUCGAAGUUCAAUCCAAUCAAAAUGACAAUAAAGAAAAACGCAGAACAUCGCUGCAGAUCCCAUUGAGCUAUGAUAGCGAUUUGAUGCUUGACAAGAUUCGAUUGGGCAUCGCAGAUAGAAACGUUCCAAAAAGUUACAAAGAAGUAUGUAAUGAGUCACAGAGGAACUCCACUCCAAACGCUCCAAUAAACGCACACGAUUCAGUCGUUUCAUCAGCUCAAAGUCCAAAAGCAGCAACCCGUAUACCUCGGCCAGUAUCAUCUCCUCUCCGAAGUUCAAUAAGUUCUAAAUCUCCCCCAAGAACAUCACCACAAAGUCAAACUUCAGUUGUGGAACCAACAUUGUCAUCCAGACCAGUACAGAGCAAUCAAGGCAUUCAAGACGCUGAACCAGGUUUAGCGCCUAUUCCUAUUUCUGCUGUGCCACAGAGUACUAGAAAUGCAGCAUCUAUAAGAGACGACGUUGGGCCUACAGUCUCUAAUAUACCUCAAGAAACUCCCGAAGCUCCUGAAGGAACUCACAGGAUGGCUACAGCACCACAUUUGACUAACCCUCCGAGAAAAAGAAGGAGGAUCGCUCCCGAUGAAGAAGAGAGAGAUAUCUGUGAUUGUUUGCUUCAAACUGGCAGAAAGAGACGGUGUUUGCCGCUUCUUGACGAGUGGGGUGGCUACCCCGUUUGGUGUUACAUGCCGGUCCCAGGUUUUUGUUACUUUUAGUUCAUUUGUUUCAGUAGAAAUUGAAAUAUAUACAUUUUAUU